UUCAAGCCAAAUAUAACCUCAGAAUUCUGCAGUCAUGGUGACGAGUAAGCGUUUUCUCCUAGUUUUGCUCUUCUCUCUGCUGCUUUCUUUCGCCUUGCUUUGCUCUGCCGCUGAUCCUUUCGGCCGAAGAAGCAAGGUGGACCCUCAGGGGGAGUACCGGGAAGAAGACGAGGAGAAUGAGGAGGAAAGCUACAACCCUUUUUUAUUCCCUCGAAGAAAAGAUGCAUACGGUCGUUACGAGGAAGAAAAUGGCAGUUUAUGGGUCCUCCUCAAGUUUUACGACAAGCAUCUUAUACUUAAGGCCUACAACGAGUAUCGAGUUGCCUUUCUAGAAGCAAAUCCCAGCACUUUUGUCCUCCCACACCACUGUGAUGCCGACAGAAUUUUCGUCGUUACGAACGGAAAGGGAACGCUCACGCUCUUGACUGAUAAGGACAGAGAAUCCUACAGUUUAGUCCCUGGAGUUGUUGUAAGAGUUCCAACAGGAACCACUGUGUAUUUGGUGAACCAAGACGACAUGGAAAAGCUAAAAAUUGCUGUACUCGUCCGCCCUGUUAACAAUCCCGGGAAAUUCGAGGAAUUCUUCCCUGCCGGACAAUAUCCUCAGUCAUUUUACCGACACUUCAGCGGCGAUGUUCUUGAGGCUGCUCUCAAUACACCAAGUGAUCAGCUAGAUAGGCUGUUACAAGGGAAUCAAAGCCGGCAGGGAAUGUUCCGUGUAGCCAGCCAAGAGCAGAUAAAGACAUUGAGCGAAGGGGCCAGAACGCCUAGUGAGAAAGAAGAGGGGUUCGCCUUCAACUUAUUUGCCCAAAAGCCUAAAUACUCCAACCAAAACGGAAAAUUCUUCGAGGCUUGCCCUCGCGAAUUCGAGCUACUCCGGAACUUGGAUGCCGGCGUCGUAGGACUCGAACUAAACAUAGGAUCAGUCUUCGUGCCGCACUACAAUACAAAGUCUACAUUCGUGAUCGUUGUCACAGAUGGAGACGGGUACGUUGAAAUGAUUUGCCCUAGUCUUUCUAACCAAAGCUCCCAAGGAGAAGAAGAGAAAUCCCGAAGAGAAGAGGAAGAGGAAAAGGAAGAGGAGGAGGAAAAGAGAGGUGGAGAAUACGCGAAAGUGAGAGUCCGAUUGUCGGCCGGUGACACAUUCAUAGUUCCAGCAGGCCAUCCGGUCACAUAUUUUGCAUCCGAAAACCAGCACGUAAGGUUUAUAGCCUUCGGACUCUACCACCAGAACAAUACGAGGAUCUUCAUAGCAGGGAAGAACAACGUGGUGAAGCAAAUGGAUAGCGCCGCGAAGGAGCUCGCCUUCGGGGUGCCGUCGAGUUUGGUCGAUGAGGUAUUCAACAACCUGCCGAAGUCUUACUUUGUGUCUCGACAGAGCCAACAACGUGGAUCUGAAGCCUCUAUCCUGGACUUUGCUCGUUUGUUCUAGUUGCUGCAGUUGUAGUUUGAUUUAUCUUUUCUGGUGUUUUUCGUUUGAUUAAAAUAAGUAUAGUGUUCUCAACCAUCCCCGCAGCCAUAGCUUCCAGCAUAUUAUCGCAAACAAUAGGUUCCGAUCAUGUUCUUUAAUUGCAUACUUAUUAGCAAUUGCUAUGGUUGCCUUUAACCAUUGCUUGAAAGGAAGUGCCAGAAAUUCCUCA
Hibiscus syriacus is the source of this 1640-nucleotide messenger RNA. RefSeq names its product vicilin GC72-A-like. The transcript has 3 exons. The record is from RefSeq and is a predicted model, not a curated record. NCBI's taxonomy places the organism in Eukaryota, Viridiplantae, Streptophyta, Magnoliopsida, Malvales, Malvaceae. Bases 35 to 1432 code for a protein of 465 amino acids.